Ostertagia ostertagi is the source of this 807-nucleotide messenger RNA. The record is from the annotation of a GenBank genome assembly. Lineage: Eukaryota; Metazoa; Nematoda; Chromadorea; Rhabditida; Trichostrongylidae.
AUGUGGGACGUGCUGGACGGCCGUUCGCUGACCGCCGAGGCUCUGGCCCGUGCCGCUGUUGUCGUCGCUGUCGAAGUGCUUCUGCUUGGCACUUCAUUUCUCAACAUAUGCGUCAUAUUCACCACUGCCGACUUGUACGACGUAAUCGGAUGUUAUUUGAUAUCCCUAUCGGUUGCGGAUCUAUUGGCGGCGUUAUUCAUCGUACCGCUUAGUUUGUAUAGUACGUUGGAUCCAACAUGGCGAUUCAUGGGCGAUAACUCUCUCGUUUGUAAGGGUAGCGCCUAUCUCCAAAUCGCAUUGUUUUGCUCCACCGUCUACACUUUUGCCUGGAUUUGUAUCGAUAGGUACUCCGCAAUGAUGAAGCCUUCUCGAUAUGCGGAUCAAUCUCUAACACGGUGUAAAUGCUGGAUUGUCUUUAGUUGGAUUACUUCUCUUCUGUUGUGCUGUCCAAUAGUUGUUGCCCAAAUGCAGGUAGUUUUUCUCGAAGAAGCUCAGUUAUGCGUACUAGACUGGUCUGCGACAUCAGCGUACAGCAUGACGUUGCUCGUUCUUGUAUUCCUGCCCACAAUUGUUACGGUCUUCAAUACUGGCUACAAAAUCAUCAGGGCAAUGAGGAAUCCUGAUCAGGUAUGUGAUAUUUCACGUGAUUCCUCCUUUCUUCUUUUCUUUUUGAUUGUCAAUGUUAUGUUAUGCUCGUUCAUUGUCCUUUUCAUGAUAGAAUUCCAUCGCAUUCCUCCAAAUCACCCAUUAGCCAUGUUAAGCUGUUUAAUGUUCUUGCCUGCGCAAAUGUCCUCCGAAAACACGAUU